This is a messenger RNA of Dictyostelium purpureum, 1332 nucleotides long. RefSeq lists its product as uncharacterized. The transcript is spliced from 2 exons. Bases 1 to 1332 code for a protein of 443 amino acids. The record is from RefSeq and is a predicted model, not a curated record. Lineage: Eukaryota; Evosea; Eumycetozoa; Dictyosteliales; Dictyosteliaceae.
AUGGUAAAACCACACGAAAUUUUUUAUAUCAAUGGCACAGAUAUCAAAGAGUUUUACUUUAACUUCACCAAUCCAAAUAUAUCAUUGAUAGUAAAUGAUUAUACAAAGCAACAGUAUGUUUCAUCAAUUGAGCCUUCAACUGUAGAUGGCGGGAAAGUAGUACUCCAUGGUGAUUUUGGUGAAUACCAUGAUAAUCUUACAGUAUCCAUAGGUAAUUUGGAGUGUGAUGUAAUAUCAGUAAAUGAAACAGUUAUAGAGUGUGAUAUUGGUCCAGGUGAAGGUGUCAAAGAUGUUGUUGUUUUCCAAAACUCAUUUACAUGGUCUGGUCUUCAAAUCUAUCAAUAUAUAUCCAAUCAAAUAAGCUGUCCAAAUAACUGCACCAAUUCAAACCAAGGUGCUUGCGAUUUAAACAUUGGCAUUUGUACAUGUACAAAUGGAUUUACUGGUUUAGAUUGCUCUUCAAAAGAUCAUGUGGAGUCCUCAUUACCAGAAUCAAAUACCAAUGUUAAUGUCGAUGAUGGAACUAGUUCUAUUACCAAUGAUGAUAUAAAGUUUGAAACAUUCAUUGGAAAAUUAAUCGAACUUGACCUAUCAGAUAAUGUAAUAGAGUCAUUUGAUUUGGAUAAUAAAUGGGUACUAGAUAAGGAAAAAAGCAAUGCCAAUACAUACACCUUUUUACAAUACAUUGCAAAGGUCGACUGUACAAUUACUGCCACUUUUGAUACCAUCGACUCUGAUAAACAAAUUUCAUUUGGUGGUAUCGAUUUUACCAUUGAAAAAAGCUCUAUUAAAAUUUCAAUCUCGAUAGAAAAUUACAAAUACUCCAGUGUUUUAAAUAGGUUACAACUUCAAGUCACAUCAACUGCAAACCAAUUAUCCAACAAAAAUAAUUGUAACACAAAUGAUACUGAAACCAAUAUAGAUUUUGAUGAAUCCCAAUCAAGCUAUGUUCAAUUAGUGACAAUAUCGAAAAAUGGUAAAUCAUUCUAUGGAAGAUUAAUAAAUAGAGUUAUUUCAGAUGGCAGAAAUACUUUUAUUUCAAAUUCUUUAAUUUCAAAAAAUGAAGAUUCAAUUACAAUAGGUUUAAAUUUACCACAUUGUACACAAUGUUUGAUCGAUCCAGAUUUUUCUGUUUUAUUAAAACCAGAUUUUAAAUCUUCAGACUCUUGUAAAAGUAAAAGUAAAAAUAAAGGAUAUGUGAUUCCAGUAGCUGUAACCAUUCCAGUUGUAGCAGUUGCUGCUAUUUCUGGUUUAUCCAUAUUCCUUUAUAAAAAGAAAAUCCAAAACAAAGAAAUGAAACAAAUUAAAAAUAGAUUGGAACAACUUAAUUAA